This is a messenger RNA of Diospyros lotus (date-plum), 3212 nucleotides long. Its product is annotated as nucleoside hydrolase 3-like. The record is from RefSeq and is a predicted model, not a curated record. The coding region runs from base 851 to 2986 and encodes 711 amino acids. The transcript is spliced from 12 exons. Lineage: Eukaryota; Viridiplantae; Streptophyta; Magnoliopsida; Ericales; Ebenaceae. Gene Ontology annotation, molecular function: hydrolase activity, hydrolyzing N-glycosyl compounds.
GCCAAAUGUUGGUGGCUAUCUCCCUAUCAUUGAUCAGGGGAUUGGUACUGCUGGAUAUUGCAGGUACAGACAAGCAAUUCCUGUCGGUCAGGGAGGGCGGUUAGAUAUUGACACCAACUAUGGAUUUCGAAAAAGCUUCCUUCCUCAGUCACCAAUCAAGACCCGACCCAAAACCGACUCGACCAAAUCGGAAUAGUAGCAUCGAAAUAGUAGCACUGAAAUAGUAGCAAACAAUAUUUUAAUACUUCAUAUAUUUUAGCAUUUUACUUGAUUUAAAAUUCUACUUCAUGUUUCUACUUAAUUUAGGGUUUUAUUUCAUGUUUGAUUAGGGUUUUAUUUCAUGUUUGAUUAGGAUUUUAUUUUUUAUUAGAAUUCUAGUUGAAUUUUACUUAGAAUUUAUUUCUAUUAGUAUUCUAAUUGACUUUUAUUUAGAUUUUAUUUUUAGGAUUCUAGUUAGAUGAUUUUAUUCUAGUUGGAUUUUAGUUACAAAUAUUAGAUAGAUUUAGAUCAGCCAAACAUUAUAAAUAUGUCUAUAAUCUAGAGUUUGUAAUCAAGUUUUCUCAAUAUAAAUUUCAGUAACUUAUUUGGAUUUUCUUAGCAAAUUAGUCUUGCUUUUGCAUCUUCAUCAAAACCAAACUUGGGCUAUUAAAGUUUGUUUUUUUAAAAGUUUAUUUUAGUGUAUUUUUUUAUACACGCUAUAUACUGCGUCAAAUUUCAAAUUACUUCAUGGAUUAAUUCACCGUGGGAAGAAAGAUAAGGCCUUCACUUUUUGAGCACAAUUUGCUAUCAUCCUCUUGAAAAUGGGAGCAGGAAAUAUACUCCGGUUCGACAGCCUACUUCUCAGCAAGUAAUGAUCGACAAAAUCUCUGCAGGUCCAAUCACGGUCUUUAUCAUCGGGGCACACACAAACUUUGCCAUUUUUCUUAUGAAAUAUCCCCAUCUGAAGAAGAAUGUCAAGCACAUUUACGUUAUGGGUGGUGGUGUGAGGUCAAAGAACCCUACUGGUUGCUGCCCCAAAAACUCGAGCUCUUCUUGCCAGCCCCGGCAAUGUGGCAAUCACGGUAAUUUGUUCACCGAUUACACCAGUAAUCCUUAUGCAGAGUUCAAUAUCUUUGGAGAUCCUUUUGCAGCGUAUCAGGUUAUCCAUUCUGGGAUCCCAGUUACUCUUGUCCCACUAGAUGCAACAAACACCAUUCCGAUCACUGAAAAGUUCUUCGAGGCACUUGAGCAGAAUCAACUUACAUAUGAGGCGCAGUACUGCUUCAUGUCCUUGAAAAUGGCUCGCGACACUUGGUUUGACGAUCAGUUUUACACGAGUUAUUUUAUGUGGGACUCAUUUACAUCUGGUGUAGCUACUUCAAUCAUGCGACACUCGCAUGAUCAUAAUGGCAAAAACGAGUUUGCUGAAAUGGAGUUGAUGAAUAUAACUGUAGUUACUUCAAACAAACCGUAUGGGGUGUCUGAUGGCUCAAAUCCGUUCUUCGAUGGCCUUGGAACUCCGAAAUUCAAAUUAAAGAAAGGUGGAGUUCACAGCGGCCAUGUUCAGACUGGACUCCGAGAUCCAUUUUGCAUCGUCGAGAAUGGGAAAGGGAGAUGUAAGGAUGGUUAUACCAUGGAGGUAACAGGUCCAGAAGCAGUGCCUGUGCUUGUUGCUACGAAAGCAAAACCGAAUCGUGAUCCUAGCAACUCCUUGGACAGAGAGUUUUUCAGAAGCUUCUUGGAUGUUCUUAACAGCCCUCAGCAUGCUGGAAGGUUCAAUUUCACAACACAAUUUCCUUACUACAAAGAGACUCUAUACAAACCAGAUUUUGGAGGGAGGAAACUUGGGAAGAAUGUGGUGUUUGAUAUGGAUAUGAGUGCAGGAGACUUUCUAGCCCUCUUUUAUCUUCUUAAAGUACCCGUGGAAGUGAUCAACCUCAAGGCAAUAAUAGUAAGUCCAACAGGCUGGGCAAAUGCUGCAACAAUAGAUGCCAUCUAUGAUUUACUACAUAUGAUGGGCCGCGAUGACAUUGCAGUUGGUCUAGGUGACGUAUUUGCAAUGAACCAGUCUGAUCCUCUUUUCUCUGCUGUUGGAGACUGCAAGUAUGCCAAGGCUAUCCCACAUGGCGGUGGAGGAUUUCUGGACUCCGAUACUCUCUUUGGACUUGCUCGUGAUCUACCACGAAGCCCACGAAGGUACACAGCAGAGAACUCUGUAAAAUUUGGAGCUCCUCGCGAUACUGAUCAUCCUGAACUGAGACAACCCCUAGCACUGGAAAUAUGGGAGUCUCUAGUGAAAUCGCUCGAUCCAGGUUCAAAGAUCACAUUACUGACCAAUGGUCCGUUGACUAAUUUAGCAAAGAUAAUCCUUUCAGACAACAACACAUCUUCCCUAAUUCAGGAUGUAUAUAUAGUGGGAGGACAUAUCAACUACGAUAACACAGAAGAAAAAGGAAAUGUCUUUACUAUUCCUUCAAAUGAAUAUGCAGAGUUCAAUAUGUUCCUUGACCCUCUGGCUGCAAAGACUGUGUUUUCUUCAGGGCUCAAUAUCACCCUUAUUCCACUAGGCGUUCAGCGCAGAGUCAGUGAAUUUCCUAUGAUUCUGGAAAGGUUGCACCGGAUUACGAAGACACCCGAAGCUAUGUUUACGAGGCGUUUGCUAUCAAGGCUACACCGGUUGCAGCAAAAGCAUCACAGAUAUCAACAUAUGGAUAUAUUCUUGGGAGAAAUUCUUGGUGCAGUUAUCUUGGGAGAUGAACAUUCCAUUGUGAACUCAUUCUUUCAAGUAAAGCCUAUAGAAGUAAUUGCAGAAGGUGUUGAUUCUAAAGAUGGGCAAAUGAAAAUCAAUGAAAAGAGUGGAAAAUCAGUAAAAAUAUUGGAAAAUGUAAACUCUAUGGCAUACUACAAUCUCUUUUCAAAUCAGCUUGGUGAAAAGCUACAAUCAGCCGUGAUUGCAAGUUUUAGCGCACAGACAAGAACUUGGAGUAAAAACCAAAGCGGUAUUUGAUGCAGAGGGUGAAAUACCAAUCUUCACAAUAUAGGAACUUUUUUUCUUUCUCAUUGACAUACAAUCAGUUUUUUUUAUCCGUGUUCUUACUUUUCCUCAACUAGAGCUUGUUAUUUACAAACGUUAUCAGUAGUUUUUUUUUUUUUAAUUUUUUAAUUUUAUGUAGUUAGCCCAAUAGAACAAAUACAAACAGAUUGAAAGAAAUAAAGGAAUUUUCUUUUCCUCC